Messenger RNA from Heterobasidion irregulare TC 32-1, 1394 nucleotides. RefSeq lists its product as uncharacterized. Gene Ontology annotation, cellular component: cytoplasm. The coding region runs from base 102 to 1394 and encodes 430 amino acids. The transcript is spliced from 6 exons. NCBI's taxonomy places the organism in Eukaryota, Fungi, Basidiomycota, Agaricomycetes, Russulales, Bondarzewiaceae. The record is from RefSeq and is a predicted model, not a curated record. Gene Ontology annotation, molecular function: oxidoreductase activity.
GUGAUCAAAGGGGAAUACUGCAUUACUGUAGUUGUCGCAGUCCUCGUUGCAGCGUAGUCGCCGUCCUGAGACCUCGACAACAUGACACAGCACGACGCCGGAUGCUGGGAGAUACUUAUGCUGACGAGAUGAAAUUCGUGCCUCGCAGACAUCCGCGAGCACUAUCGCGCCGGAAUCAUGCUCUCCCGCCCGUCUUUGUUCUCGUCGCUGCGUUCACCUGCAAGAUCCCAAACGACUCGCGUGCCAUGUCCCCACCGCCGAAAGACGUCCUGCUCGUUGGCUACGGAGCCGUCGGCGCCAUCUACUCGCUCAUCCUGAAGAACAGCGGCAGGGCGCGCGUCACGGCAGUCGCGCGAAGCAACUACGCGGCCGUUUCGGCCCACGGGAUGGAGUUUCGCAGUAAGAAAUACGGCGACAUCGUAGGGUGGAGGCCCGACAGAGUGUGCGCCUCCGUCGCAGACGCGAGCGACCGCGCGUACGACUACGUCGUCGUGACCACCAAGGCGAUCCCGGAGCUCGCGCGCACGCCCGCGCUCCUCGCGCCUCUCCUCGCGCCCGCGUACGCGCGCGCGCACGCGCAGCCGACGUACGUGCUGUUCCAGAACGGGCUCAACGUCGAGCGCGACCUCCACGCGGCCGUCGCCGCGCUCGGGCGCGCGCCGCGGAUCAUCAGCACGGCGGUGUACAUUAGCACUGCGAUGCUCGGCGCGAACGUCGUGCGGCACGAGACGUUUGACCGCGUGUCGUUGGGCGUGUAUAGAUUGGACGACUAUACGACGGCGACGAAUAGCGAGGGCGAGCAGGCGCUGCUGGACGACUUCGCGGGCUUGCUGGAGGACGGCGGGUCGACCGUCACCGUCGUGCCCGAGAUCCAGCGCGUCAAAUACGCCAAGAACUUCUGGAACGUCGCCUUCUCCUCGAUCGGCGCGCUCACGCGCCACUCCCCCGCCGCGAUCUUCAGUCUCCCGACUACCGCCGCCGCACCCACUUCUCCUCCCUCCGACACGCCCGCGCUCGCGCGCAUCCCGCCGUCCGUCUCCCAAGCCCCGCUGAUCACGCAGCACACGCUCCCCGCGAUCCGCGCGCUCAUGCACGAGCUCCUCGCCCUCGGGCGCGCGCUCGGCUUCCCCGACGACGCGGACGGCGGGCUGCCCGCGGGGUUCCCCGACGCGCUCAUCGAGUCGACGCGCGAGCUGCACCUCGCGCCCGGCGCGGCGCACCGGCCGAGCAUGCUCGUCGACCUCGAUAACGGGCGCCCGAUCGAGGUCGAGGUGAUUCUGGGCGAGGUCGUGCGGAUGGCGCGUGCGCGCGGGGUCGACGUUCCUCGGGUCGAGAUGCUGUACGCGAUGCUGCUCGUCGUGCAGAAUCAGCUCCUUCAGAGCAGCGGCAAUUGA